Candidula unifasciata is the source of this 1093-nucleotide messenger RNA. The record is from the annotation of a GenBank genome assembly. Lineage: Eukaryota; Metazoa; Mollusca; Gastropoda; Stylommatophora; Geomitridae.
ACGUGGGAAGUUAAAUACCGCAGAUAACAGGGAUGCUUCCAGUACACUUCAUAACGACAAAAAGACGAUGAUCAAAGAUAGCAGAUGCCCCAAUAUUUUAUCUGGGAUGAAUCAAGGACAAUGGAUCAAGCGACCUUUGACAUCGCAAGAGCAGAUUCCUCCUUCCUACCAGAGGAACGAUGGGCGGUGCGGGGAUGUGUCAUACGAUCAAUCGCCACAAUUCAGACACAUGUCGUUUAAAGCCAUUUGCAACCCCAAAGGAGAGACGCCUUGUUGUUAUACACACAAAUGUAUCAACGUCAGUGAAACAGACUGUCGAUGCCCGACGUGCUACGAUGAACGGCAAUCAAUCCACGCCGAGUAUGCGCAAUGGAAACCGGAAGACGAUCGUUGUAUGGUUAAAAACUUUACUUCAAUAGAAGCAUGCAGCCUUCUCAACGAAACAACUCUUCAUUUUGUGGGAGAUUCUUUUAUCAGGCAUGUCUUCGCUGCUAUGGUUGUUCUUCUGACUAACAACCCAGAGGGUGCACUGAAGAACACUACUCCCCGGUCAAAUCAUCUCAACACAGCAGCGAAUAUUUCGAGAAAUGCUUCAGAACUUUGUAUCUCACAAGAAAAGAAAAACUAUACGGAUGUUGGACAGUCGACAAAUAUGCCAGAUCCAGUGAGUUCAGAUUUUCCAAAAUCUCAUAUUUUAAAAGCAGAGAAUCUGGAUAUAUCGAAUUCAUCCAGAGUCAGGAGAAAGGCAGAUACUGGCAACUCCUCACUUGCGAUUACUUCUCAAACAUCACCACGAACAACUGUGGACAAAAAGCCGUGGCCUCGACUUCUAUGGAUAGGGGCACAUGCUCCCGGUUUGCUGAAAUCUUCCAAGUUUAGCGAGCAGACGGCGGCAGGUGUGCAGAGCUUCAACAAGAAUGUCUAUAAAGUUCUGAAUGACUUCAGGGUGCCUUACCUGGACACGUUUGAAAUGACCAAGGGGAUUGUUAGCUUUGAUGGGACGCAUUAUGGGUAUGGGAUCAAUAUGUUAAAGGCUAAUAUGUUGUUAACAUACAUUCAACAUGAGCUUUCAAGUGAUCCUGACUGGAGGUGA